Molecule: messenger RNA, 603 nt
Organism: Metarhizium brunneum ARSEF 3297
Lineage: Eukaryota; Fungi; Ascomycota; Sordariomycetes; Hypocreales; Clavicipitaceae
Biological process (GO): copper ion transmembrane transport
Cellular component (GO): plasma membrane
Molecular function (GO): copper ion transmembrane transporter activity
Source: RefSeq, a predicted model, not a curated record
AUGUCUCUAUUCUCUCGCCACGAAGGCCACAUGGAUAUGAGCGACAGCUCGAGCUCCGCAUCCACGGACAGUCACGGCAUGGACUCGCCGCACUCCAUGAUGAUGGCCAUGGUGUUCCAGACCAACACGGCGACUCCUCUGUACGCCGACUCGUGGACCCCCCAGAGCGCGGGCGCCUACGCGGGGACAUGCAUCUUCCUCGUUGUGCUCGCCGUCAUCGGCCGCCUCCUCCUCGCCGCGAGGAGCAUCCAGGAAGCCCGCUGGCUCGACAAGGACAUGAAGCGCCGCUACGUCGCCGCCCACGGCAAGGCCUCGCUGUCGGACCGUGUCUCGAGCGACUCGCUCGCCAAGCCCAUGACGCUGACGGCCAACGGCGUCGAUGAGAGUGUCGUUGUCGUCGCCCGCCCCGGGUGUGAGACGAGGCCGUGGCGAUUCAGUGUCGAUCCUGUGCGCGCCGCCAUGGACACUAUCAUUGUUGGAGUUGGUUAUCUCCUCAUGUUGGCAGUCAUGACCAUGAACGUGGGCUACUUCAUGUCCGUCCUCGCCGGCGUCUUUGUCGGCAGUCUUGCCGUCGGUCGCUAUAGCGCCGCAGGAGAGCAUUAA